AUGUCCGAUUCUGUCUUGGCGUCAACGUUAACACUUGAUGCAAGUCGGAACGCCAUACUUGAAUUGCUCACAAUGCUGAAUGAGUACUAUCAGAAACUUGGUGCCGACCGAAAUCUGUCAAAAAAUGAACAAAAUUAUCUAUCAUCAAUACAAGAAGUCUUCCUUACCGCUGCCAAUAGGAGCAUACUCAAUAUUGGUGCUCCAUUAAUUCAAACCUUAGAGUAUUUUCAAACUUUUGGACAGCCGCCAUUUCGUGAAGUCUUCGAGUUGGCUAUUACAUAUUAUCAAAAUAUUAUCGAAAGUUAUGAUUUAUCACCGAACUCAUCAGCACUUGUUGAUUUACAUCGUCGUACUGGCUAG
Messenger RNA from Adineta ricciae, 360 nucleotides. The record is from the annotation of a GenBank genome assembly. NCBI's taxonomy places the organism in Eukaryota, Metazoa, Rotifera, Eurotatoria, Adinetida, Adinetidae.